AUGAAAGGCAACGCAAUACACCUCCCGCACCUGAACGAACAGAAUAUUCAGUAUGUAAAAACCGCAAGUGCUGUUCUCAUUGUAACUGGUACAAUAUUCCUGGCCUUGCAGAUUUGGGAUUCCAAUGUCUCAGACAGAGUGUACCUCAGGAAGGCACUGUUUAAUGAAGACAGAAGGUCCUGUCAACCCAAGAGAAACAUCUUUUUCUUGAAGACCCACAAGACAGCCAGCAGCACCAUCAUGAACAUCCUCUUCCGCUACGGUGAAUUCCACAACUUGACCUUCGCCUUUCCUGUAUACAAUACAUUAUAUUCUUACCCCAACUUAUUUUCAGCUUCUUUUGUGAAUGGUUUUUCUGGAAGAGGAAAUAAUACUUUCAACAUCAUGUGCCAUCACAUGCGCUUCAGGUUCGCAGAGGUUCAAAAAGUGAUGCCAAAUGACACUUUUUAUUUCACUGUCCUGCGGAACCCAAUCUCUCUGAUGGAAUCAUCUUUUACUUACUUGAGGCGAGAUGGGCCAUUUGCAAAGGCUAAGAACCUGGAAGACUUUCUUCAUAAUACCUCUACAUAUUAUGAUGCAAAAAUGAAGGACAGCCAUUUUUCUAAGAACUUCAUGACUUUUGAUUUUGGAUUUGAUCCCAAUGGACUUGACACCAUUAAAAAUGUAAAGUUAAUACAGAGGGAAGUAGACAUAAUCUUUGACUUGGUGCUGAUCACAGAAUACUUUGAUGAGUCUCUUAUUCUUUUGAAGGAUGCUCUCUGUUGGUCAUUUGAUGAUAUCCUGUCCAUUCCACUAAAUAGGAGAAGUAACACCACCAAGAAAGCCCUCUCUUUGGAAACACAAGAGAAGGUGAAACGAUGGAACAGUCUUGACUGGCAAUUGUAUGUCUAUUUCAACAAUUCCUUCUGGAAACGUGUAGAGGAGUUUGGAAGGAAGCGAAUGCAACGUGAGGUAAAGAUACUACAAAGGAAAAGGUUAGAGAUUGAAAAAACAUGUCUGCAGGAUGAGGUUGCCCCAAACCACUUAAAAGACAAGUCAAUGGUGCCGUUUCAGUCUGGAAUAGCCACGAUUCUUGGAUACAACCUGAAAUCAGGAAUUACAGCAGCAAACAAGCUCCUGUGCCAAAGACUUGUCACACCGGAGCUCCAGUAUAGUGGUCUGUUACUUGGCAACCAAAAAAGAAACCAACAAACAAAAUGA
Molecule: messenger RNA, 1200 nt
Organism: Nanorana parkeri
Lineage: Eukaryota; Metazoa; Chordata; Amphibia; Anura; Dicroglossidae
Product: galactose-3-O-sulfotransferase 2-like
Exons: 4
Coding region: 1-1200 (399 amino acids)
Biological process (GO): glycolipid biosynthetic process
Cellular component (GO): membrane
Molecular function (GO): galactosylceramide sulfotransferase activity
Source: RefSeq, a predicted model, not a curated record